UAGAACAACUAACAAGUCAAUCUUUCCAUAACAAGCCAUCAAUUAUUCGAGGAAAAGAAAAAAUUAAAAAUCUUUGAAGGGAAUCAAUAAUCCCGAAUAUCCGAAGCAAAUUGUUAAACCCAGCCAUGCAAUGCAUCCCUAAAUCUAUAAAUUAUCCAUCAAUCCGUUGACAUUUGACUCUCUCUUAAUAUACCCACUUGCCAUUAUCAUCUUCAUUAGCUGUAGUCGUUGAAGCUUUAAAAUAUCGCAAUACUCACGUCCGUACUAGGACCCACUUUCCCUCCUUCCUCCUCUAAUACAAAAACUCUCGCAAAUCCCACUUUUCUUUCACAAACCGCUGAAAAAAAACAGAGUUUGUGAAGUGGGGUUUUUUUGUCUUUGAUUAAUUUACAAAAGGUGUUUGAUCAAUGGAGUUGCAAAACGUUGGAAUUGUGAGUUGUGGGAAGUGGAUUAAGCGCCCAGAAAAAGCUAAUUUGGUGGUUUUGGGAAAAUUUUAUAAAUCAUCUUCUGCAAAAUCAAAGCUUGAGAUUUUCUCCUUUGAUUCUAAGACCCUUUCUCUCUCUUCUUCUCCUUUGGCUGAAUAUGAAAUUGAAGAUGGAGAGCCAAUUAGCAUUGCGGUGCACCCAAAUGGGGAUCAAAUCAUUUGUGCUACUUCUUCUGGUGAUUGCAAAUUAUUUGAAUUGUGUGCUCAAGAAACUUCUGUGAAACUGUUGCCUAAAGAGGCACCAUCUCUACAAGGUGUUGGACUGCAAACUUGUAUAGAGUUUAGCGUUGAUGGAUGCAAACUUGGUUGUGGUGGAGAGGAUGGGCAUCUAAGAAUCUUAGAGUGGCCUAGCUUGCGAAUAAUUCUUGAUGAACCAAAUGCUCAAAAGUCCUUUCGGGAUAUGGAUUUCAGCCUAGACUCUGAGUUCUUAGCCUCAACUUCUACUGAUGGUUCAGCAAGAGUUUGGAAUGCAAACGAUGGAGUAACUGUGGCAACCUUGAAACGAGAUUCAAAUGAAAAGAUUGAAUUAUGUUGCUUCUCAAAGGAUGGAACUAAACCUUUUCUGUUUUGCACUGUUCAAAGAGCUAAGGCUAAGGCUAAACCGAUGACUGUUGUUUGGGACAUGAGUACUUGGAAUAGAAUUGGAUUUAAGGUACUGCUUGCAAAGCCUGCUUCAGUGUUAACCACCAGCCAAGAUGGAAAAUAUCUUGCCUUGGGAAGUAAAGAUGGUGAUGUAUGUGUAGUUGAAGUAAAAACAAUGAGGAUCAGUCACUGGAGUAAGAGGUUGCACCCGGGUACAUCCAUUGCAGCACUGGAGUUUUGUCCCAGUGAAAGGGUUGUGCUUACAACUACUAAAGAAUGGGGCGCUAAGGUGACACAGCUAACUGUUCCUGUAGAAUGGAAAGAUUGGCAGAUCUAUGGACUCCUGUUUGUUAUGCUUCUGGUUUCUGCAAUAGCCUUUUAUAUCUUCUAUUUGAUGUCCGAUUCAUUUUGGCAGCAUCCUGCCACAUAUCAGCCCUCUACAUCACACAUCGAUCCCCUUCUAGGAGACCCACAUUCAGAGGAUCCAUUUGGGCCACUCGAUUUGUGAUACUUUCUUAGACUUUCAUAGCGUUUUGGGGUGCAAAGGUUGAACCAUCUUUUUGCAGUCUUAAUUGAUGAGGUUACAGUUUACACUGCUCUCCUUACUCUGCAGUUCUAGCAAGGCAAGGUAGCAAAGUUGAUAAUUUCAGUCUUACGUUUUAUUCAUUUUUUUUUGUUUUAUUUUUUUAUUUUAUUUUAUUUAACUGUCAACUCUUCCAUGGGACACCAAUGUAUUGGUUUCUGAAUAUUAAAAACUACUUACCUGUAACUCUUAAAUAUGUAUCCAAUUUUAGGGGUGGUAAUAGGAUACAUAUACAAAAUAUAUUUCUGUUACU
Molecule: messenger RNA, 1902 nt
Organism: Chenopodium quinoa (quinoa)
Lineage: Eukaryota; Viridiplantae; Streptophyta; Magnoliopsida; Caryophyllales; Amaranthaceae
Product: SEC12-like protein 1
Exons: 10
Coding region: 408-1574 (388 amino acids)
Biological process (GO): protein secretion
Cellular component (GO): endoplasmic reticulum membrane
Molecular function (GO): GTPase activator activity; guanyl-nucleotide exchange factor activity; protein binding
Source: RefSeq, a predicted model, not a curated record